AUGUUUGCCGACGAGAGCGGUUGUCCACGACUUGUUCCAAUUGGAGAUGGAAUCCAUAGGAUAGUAUCUUGCCCAAGGGGAAGGGCUGGUUCUGGCAGCAAAAUUGGAGAGAAGUCUCCAGUGACCGACCAUACAAAUCUCAAUGAAUGCUUCCAAAAUGGAAAAUAUGCCAACGGAACCCGUGUCGAAUACGAAUGCAAUCAGUUCUUUAGGAUGCGUGGAUCAUCAUCUCGUACAUGUAAAGAAGAUGGGCAAUGGACAGGAGAACGUCCUGAUUGCGAGCCUGAAUGUGGGAGAACAGUGACGCCGACCACACUCUCAGCUGGUGGAAGGCCUGCAGGUACUGGAAAGUGGCCAUGGCAGGCAGCUAUUUAUGACAUCGAAAAGAAACUUAUAAUCUGUGGCGCGGCUCUCAUUCACAAGAGAUGGGUCCUUACUGCGGCUCAUUGUAUCACCCAAGAUGGAACGGCGAAACCCCGCAACAGGGAUGUCUUUCUGAUCUAUCUUGGGAAACACUAUCGAGAUGACUCACAGGAUGAUGAGUUCGUGCAGAAGAAGAAGGCAAUUGAUAAACCCUCUGACAUCCCCUCACCAACUCAUAUCCGUUUCAAAUUGAUAAAUAUUAUACUUACAGAUAUCACACAUCUUCCUCCACGAAGACUUCAACCUACAGAACUAUGA
This is a messenger RNA of Darwinula stevensoni, 681 nucleotides long. The record is from the annotation of a GenBank genome assembly. NCBI's taxonomy places the organism in Eukaryota, Metazoa, Arthropoda, Ostracoda, Podocopida, Darwinulidae.